AUGGUCGCGCAAUCCGGUAUCUCCAUAGCCAACACCCCUCCCAUCGCUUCCAUCAGUGAGAGUCUCAGUCUCAGUAUUGGUGGGUUCUCAAGCUACAUGAGCGGUACUGGAUCCAUGGCGUCCAUGUCAACCAUGUCGGCAAGUGCGACGGAGACCAGUGCCGUUUCCUCCAAUAUGGGCAGCAGCAUGUCAGCCUCCUCUACGACUGGUCAAUCUGGUUCUAUGUCUGGAUCUUCUACCUCCAUGUCCAUGUCAACGUCUAUGACUCCCACUUCAUCCAUGAGCGGCACCUCGUCGAGCUCGGCAGCGGCUACCACGAGUGGAGCGGCGUUCAGAGGAGUUGAGCCAACUCGAUUUGGGACGCCUGCUGUGCUGGUCCUAACUAUUCUUGCUGGAAGUUUGCUGGCUGGCAUCUCGAUGUAA
Molecule: messenger RNA, 423 nt
Organism: Kockovaella imperatae
Lineage: Eukaryota; Fungi; Basidiomycota; Tremellomycetes; Tremellales; Cuniculitremaceae
Exons: 1
Coding region: 1-423 (140 amino acids)
Source: RefSeq, a predicted model, not a curated record